AUGGACCAGAAAUCAGUUGAUCCAAAAUCGUUCGUUAAAAUUAAUAUCCCCUCUAAAUCGGCGAGAAGACGUAGUAAUAACAAUUCUACAUUUAACGCAUCAGCACAAACCUAUAACAAACACGAUUUACAAAGUAUAAAAAAAGAUUUAAAAACUAACAGUAAUAGUGCAGCAGAGAGAAAGGUACAACUUGAACGUUUCAUGCAACUGUUGAGCACUUUGCCUAACGUCGGUCCAAAUAACAGUGCGGCGGGUGGAGGCUUUAACGGAAGCGUAAUUCAUGGUGGUGUUGUAGGAAAGCUCAGUGGAUCAACUGGUGUGAGACCCAAAAGUCCUAAAAGAACUGGAAGUCCUAGUAUACACAGACUAGGAAGUCCUAGCAUCCAUAGAACAGGAAGUCCUAGCAUUCAUAGAACGGGAAGUCCUAGCAUUCAUAAAAGUACAUCAAAAGAGAAAGGUUCUAAAAAAAGAGGCUCGAGUAUUAAAGUUAAAAAAGAAGAUUCAGAUCAAGAUGAAUAUAUACCUACUCAACGAAAGGAAUCAAUAAAAACCAGCACGUUAAGAGAACGUAGUGAUGAUGAUAGUGAAUCUUCAAGCUUUGAAAAACUUUAUCCAAAAAAUUCACGAAACUCAACUCCAAAAAGAAAUUCUCAAAAUCUAAAUUCUACAAACGCUGCAAGAGGUUCAUAUAAAAAAAGAAAACGAAGCACCACAGAAACUACAACUGUGGCUGUAGAAGAUGCUCCUGUUGUAAAAUCAACAAAGGAUCAAGUAGCAAUAAAAACUUUUUAUGAGCAUGUUGAUGCUUAUAUUCGUGAUUAUACUGAAGAAGAUAUUGAUUUUCUAGAAUCAAAGGGUGUUUUUCCUUUAGAUGAUGAUGAAAAGAUACCUAAACUUGGUAAACAUUACUCGGAGGUUUGGGCCGAAGAAGAACGAAAUCUUGUUCCGCAAACUGCUGAGGAACUUGAAGCACGGCAGACUGAUGCAAUUAAAGGCCCUUCGAAGAACCAGGAUCAAGACCUUUCGGGUUCACCUUGUGGACCUUUGGCUGAAAGAGUACUUGCCGCAUUUCUAGAAUACGAUGAUAUAGUAGCUGAUGAUAAUAUACCAGUAAAUGGUAAUAAUUAUGAUGAACCUACCUCUCCUGAAGGUACACAAAUGAAUGGUCAUCGAGAAAUACUUGAUAUGGAUGACCGGCUUAAAAGAGAAUUGAGAGCUUUAGAUCUUAUGGAUGAUCAAGAUGUCGAAUGGGAUGAUAGAGAAGAUGAUGAAAUCAGUAUUAAGUUACGUGAAUGCCAGUCAAGAUUACGUGAACAAGUGAAACGAAACAAUUAUAGGAAAAGGAUCUUAUUGGAAAAAGUUAAGGCAAGAUCGGGUUAUCAACAAUACAUUAAUUACCUCGAUGAAAUUGAUACUCAAAUUGAAGAAACCUACCUGGCUCGAUAUCCUGAAAAGGAUAAAUCAAAAUUGUCAAAAACAAAAAAGAAAAGGUCGACACCUACUUUGGAAGAGGUUAAAUCACUUCUUAAAAAACGUAAAGAUUUAAUGGAAGGUAUAGGUGUUACUUUUGAACCAGAGAGCCAAUAUUCUUUCGAUCCUGGACAAUCUAUUUUUAAUCCGGAAGAAAUGGCCUUAUUGUAA
This is a messenger RNA of Dentiscutata erythropus, 1641 nucleotides long. Lineage: Eukaryota; Fungi; Glomeromycota; Glomeromycetes; Diversisporales; Gigasporaceae. The record is from the annotation of a GenBank genome assembly.